Musa acuminata AAA Group (dessert banana) is the source of this 1203-nucleotide messenger RNA. RefSeq lists its product as uncharacterized. The record is from RefSeq and is a predicted model, not a curated record. Lineage: Eukaryota; Viridiplantae; Streptophyta; Magnoliopsida; Zingiberales; Musaceae. The transcript has 5 exons. Bases 377 to 928 code for a protein of 183 amino acids.
ACCCAUUGGCUUUUUUGCCUAUAUGUCCAUUUCCUUCGCUUGCUGCUAAUUGUUGCGUUCAUUCGAUUGAACAGGAAAUCUUACCUAUUCAGCAAAAAAGAACCCAAGUUGGGCCACUCCAUUCUUUAUUCUUAAGCAUUCCUUUUUCUGUCUACAGACAUGAAUGGGGAGUGAAGAAGAAUACUCACCUGCUUUUCUUUUCCUUCCUUUUCGCUCCAUCCUCAUCCUAUCCUUCCUUUUGACUUGGCGUUAAAGUUAGUCCAUCGUGUAUACUCUUUUGCAGCGUUUCAAAGACACCUUAAAACGUUUAAUCGAGUCUCUUCAUCACGGCGUAGCGAAAGAAGCAAGCAAAAUCUCACUCGGAGAAGCCAAAGCCAUGGCCACGGAAACCACGCACUCGAGUUCUUCCGAGCUCGCAUCCACGCGAGAAAUGAAACCGAGUGCUUCGGAAACGGAGACGUCCGACAGCUUCGUUGCUGUUGACAUCGACGAGCUCUCUCAGCAACUCAUGGCAAACAUCAAGGAUCGUUCCAGCUCAACCCCACGAGUUGUCUCGGUGAUGAAGAAGAAUCUUUCAAGAAAAGGAUCACAAGGCAGCGGCGCCGAGCGAGAGAAGAAUAAGACGGAGCAACGAGACCAUCAUCAGGGCACCGGGGACAAGUUACCUUUUUCAAUACGCGUGGAGACCGACGAGGAGGCGGCGUCGCUUUAUCGUGUGUCGGGCCCAACAGCGGAAGCGGGGCGAUGGAGGCGGGUCGGCCCUCGGCGGCCUCCCUUGCCGUGGCUCGACCCCAACCGAGUCGUAAUCGUAUUCGCCACCUUUGAUGCUCGUGGCUCCCCGACUCGUCGCAAUGCCAACAUAACCCCUUCGCAGAUCGCUCCCGAAGCUCUUCUCUUGUCAACUUUUUUGGUGCAGGGACUCGGCUGACAGUGGGGGGGCUAAGGGCUUUGGUAUUGUUGGUUGGGGAGUGACCUUAGUCCUCCAGGCUUCAUGGUUUAAUCACUCCUCUUGAAGUCAUGCGAAAGAGAUGGCUGCCAUAAGCGUGUAUGGUUGUCUCGCUUUAACUUUUUCCCGGAUCUCCAGUUUCAAGCCCUCAACAAAGGUCCCCAAUAACUAUUUUUCACACCAAUCAUGAGUUUGAUUAGAUAACCUUUCAAACCUAGUUUGGUACUCCUGAAUGGUGGAGGUUUGUCGGAUAUUUG